This is a messenger RNA of Oncorhynchus keta (chum salmon), 2529 nucleotides long. RefSeq names its product mitochondrial folate transporter/carrier-like. The record is from RefSeq and is a predicted model, not a curated record. The transcript has 7 exons. Gene Ontology annotation, cellular component: mitochondrial membrane; mitochondrion. Bases 442 to 1437 code for a protein of 331 amino acids. Gene Ontology annotation, molecular function: FAD transmembrane transporter activity; folic acid transmembrane transporter activity. Gene Ontology annotation, biological process: folate import into mitochondrion; nucleotide transport; mitochondrial transport. Lineage: Eukaryota; Metazoa; Chordata; Actinopteri; Salmoniformes; Salmonidae.
AACUCUGAAAUAUAGCGGCAAUCAUCUUCAAGUUGGAAAGUCAGAGUUCAAGCAAGGGACCCGAGUUCCCGGCUUGGAAUUCCGAGUUGGAUGACGAUUCAAAACGAUUUUUCUCAGGCGGAGCUGGUUCCCAGGUGUUUUGAACUUACUGAAGUCGGAUACCUCCAGUUGGUUUGAACGCGGCGUAACUGCUGCGAAGGAGUCAUUGGAAAGGUCGUGCCAGACAGAAAUGUAGCUUGUCCACAUGACAAAAACGUGGGUCACUAAAACGUUUUAAAAUAUGAUGUGGUUACUUCAAGUAUGUGCCUUUUGGAUUCCGGGGUUAGAUUUUACUGUAGCAUGAUAACGUGCGCGUUCUGUUGAAUAACAUCUGAAGAAUUAAGUAGGAGAUGUUAACUUCUAGCUAAAUUCACAGAAUAACUAGCUAAUAACUAGCUAAACAUGCGUCCUGUUGCUUCAAAUCAAGAGACGGCUGCAACAGGACUUCCUGCUCCUGCUUCUUCUGGAUCCCCUGGAAGUAGCACACCUUUAUCCAUAACUGGACAUAUCCAGCAAGUCUACAGCCAUGUCAAAAUAGAGAAUUUGGUUGCAGGACUCAGUGGAGGAGUCGUGUCAACACUGGUGCUGCACCCUCUUGACCUAGUCAAAAUCAGAUUUGCAGUGAGUGAUGGACUGGACUUGAGACCUAAAUAUAAUGGCAUUAUCCAUUGUUUGAAAUAUGUGUGGCAGCAGGAGGGGGUCCGAGGACUCUACCAAGGAGUCACCCCAAACAUCUGGGGUGCUGGGGCAUCAUGGGGACUCUACUUUUUCUUUUACAAUGCCAUCAAGGCGUAUACUAAGGAAGGGCGUCAGUCUGAACUGAGUGCCACAGAACACCUGCUGUCAGCCGCCCAAGCAGGUGUAUUGACUCUCACCCUAACCAACCCUAUCUGGGUGACUAAGACUCGCCUGGUGCUGCAGUAUAACGCUGAUCCCACCAGGAAACAGUACAAAGGGAUGAUAGAUGCACUGGUGAAGAUCUACCGGAAUGAGGGGAUACCUGGACUGUACAGGGGGUAUGUUCCUGGUUUAUUUGGCACAUCACACGGGGCAUUGCAGUUCAUGGCCUAUGAGGAGUUGAAGAGAGACUACAACAAAUACAAGAAAAUGCCUUCAGAAGCUAAACUGAAUGCAUUGGAAUACAUCACAAUGGCAGCUCUAUCCAAAAUAUUUGCUGUGGCUACCACAUACCCUUACCAGGUGGUGCGGGCUCGCCUGCAGGACCAGCAUAAUAAGUACAAUGGAGUCCUGGAUGUGGUCCAGAGGACAUGGAGAAAUGAGGGAGCUGUAGGGUUCUAUAAAGGCAUGGUGCCCAACCUGAUCCGUGUCACCCCAGCCUGCUGUAUCACCUUCGUGGUCUAUGAGAACGUGUCUCGCUUCCUGAUGGGCCAGAAGUGAGGAGGACUACAGCCAUGGAAGGACCACAAAUAGGAAGGGACUCAGACAGUGUAUGUGGUGCUAGAUAAGAUAAGCCAUGAACUGAAGUCUCCAGAACUGUCACAGCAGGUAACUGGACAACUGAAGUCUCCAGAACUGUCACAGCAGGUAACUGGACAACUGAAGUCUCCAGAACUGUCACAGCAGGUAACUGGACAACAGGAGCAGACAUAUCCCCUGUAUACACCUCUGGCAGCCGAGUCAAAACAACCAUAAAGGAACACCUAAAGCAUGUGGUGGAAUUAGAUCUUAUUACCACUAUGAAAAACCAGGAUUCGCGUCUAUCGUAUACAUUUGAGGUUUGGCAUUCUCAGAGACAUGAUGUUGACAAUGCUGGUAAUUAAAGACUGGUCUCUGUCUCUUGGAUGCAUCACAGAAGAACAGACCUCACUGGAGGUACUAAUGUACCCCCAAUUUGUUUUAAUUUAACUUAUUGGCAUCAUACUGUAGUGCAUGUAAACCUUCAUGUUGAUUAUGUCAUAGGAAAUGAUCACAGAGACUGAUUGCACAGUUCAACAUCUUUGAAAUAUUGUUAAUUUCAGAAGUAUUCAGCUGAAAUAUCAGGUAUGAAUUGGCAUUAGUCCAUUUCUUUCAGGUAAAAUAUUCUAUUCAAGUUUCAACCUUUAUGUUGCUUUUGUAUUUGUUAAGCUUUUUGUUGUUUCAGAUUCAAUUUUACAGCUGUUCUGUGUUCACGUGUCAUUUGGAAAAGGGGAUCAGCACAUGCAUUUCUUUAUGAUUUUACCUGGUCAUACAAAUAUCAUGCCCUGACCUUUGAGAGACUUUUUAUUUCUAUAUUUGGUUAGGUCAGGGUGUGAUUUGGGUGGGCAUUCUAGUUUUUCUAUUUCUUUGUUGGCUGGGUAUGGUUCCCAAUCAGGCAGCUGUCUAUCGUUCGCUCUGAUUGGAGAUCAUACUUAGGCAGCCUUUUUUCUACCUUUAGUUUGUGGGAUCUUGAUUUUUGUAUAGUUGCUGUGUAGCCUGCAGAACUUUAUGUUCAUUUUGUAUUUAGUUGUUUUUCGGUGUUCAUUUGAAUAAAAGUAAUAUGUUCGCCUACUA